Molecule: messenger RNA, 29526 nt
Organism: Paramuricea clavata
Lineage: Eukaryota; Metazoa; Cnidaria; Anthozoa; Malacalcyonacea; Plexauridae
Source: the annotation of a GenBank genome assembly
AUGCUGGCAGUUGUGGAAUCUAGUUCGGAAAUAACAGGUAAUUCGAAACUUUAAUAAUUAUUCUUUUUACAUAUAUUUCUUCAAGGGUGGGUUGACUACAAAAUUUUUGUAGUUCGCUAUAACUACAGCUACUUCAAAAAUAUGUAGUCAGCUACAACUACUGCUACUUUUGAACAAAGGUAGUUCGCUACUGACUACAGCUACUGUUUAAAAAAUGUAGCGAACUAUUUCGCUAUUUCGCUACUCUAUAUAUUUUAGUUUUACGGUAUUUGGAGCAUCCACUAGCUCAGGCUGUAAUAUAACCUAUAGCAAAUCGACUUACGAGUAGCAACAGUAAACAAAAAGGGUCAAAGCAUCAUUUUUGUAAGCACUACAGUGUUCAGGAGUGCCACUUUUCAUUGCGCUAAAAUAAUCUUUAGGCCUACUGUAUAAAAUAAUCUUUACCGUGUCUUAAUAUCAUUCUAUUCUAUGAACGGUUGCUAACAAUUUUAAAAAGUAGCGAAUAACGAUUCGCUGUUUGAAAAGUAGUCAACUAUUCUGCUACUUUUAGGCAAAAUGUAGUUCGCUAUAACUACAACUGCUGUUCAGUUUAAAAAAGUAGUCAAAAACUACUAGUGGCUACUUGAAAAUUGUAGUUCGCUACAGCAGCGAACUACAACCACUUCGCUACCCCACCUUGUAUUUCUUGCAUGGUAUUAUAAUACUUGAAACAAUUCGAACCAAUGAAAUGAAUAGAUAAAUCUAUAGUUUAAUUUGGUUUGGUUAUUGUAUGCAGUCGCUUGUAUCUAUAGAAGAAAACAAAGAAAUAUAGUUUACUCAAACCUAUAGCUACCAAUGCCCGAUUCUUUUGUUUUAGAACCGCAAAGAGAAGUGAUCUCAAUAUACAAAGAUGACUUUACCACCCCGCCAUCCAGACCUCAAUAUUUCAUCGAAGUUUAUCGCUGUGUUAAACUUGAAGUUGGCGAAUGCUCUAGCAGUGGACCGUCUACGUACCCGGUUCCAAAAACAACGAACGAAAUUGAGAUAGUGGUUCCGGAUAUAACAAACAAAGAUAGCGAUUCUAGCGAUAAAAAGAAGUUUUAUAAAUAUGUGGUCCAUAAUCACACGUCUUGUCAAUGUGGAAACUUAAAGUACAGGAAUGGUAGACUGUAUAAAACCAUAGCUAUAUAUAAUAACGAAGGUUAGUCCAGCUUACACUGAACAAAUAGAGCAUUUGCACAUGACGUCACAGCCGCCAUGUUGGUGUUCCAAUAGACAACUUGCAUGUUAGACUAAUUUUUGAUCUAGGCAAAAAAGUGUUAAUUCCCGUAAAGAACUUAUUAAAAUUAGUAAAAUUGCAAAAUUUGGUUGUGAAUUGUUGUAAAUACGGAAAAUAUAGCCUUGCGAAGUUUGCAUAUUUUGUAUAUGUUUGUAUUACGUGCGGAAAUUGUUACCAUUUUUGAGCCGAAAAUAGUAACAUUUUCCGCACCUAAUACAAACAUAUACAAAAGUUGCAAACUUUGCAAGACUAUAUUUUCCAAGCAUUACAACAUUUUGCAACCAAAUUUUGCAAUUUUACUAAUUUUAUUAUUUUUAUUGUUAAUUUUAUUAUGUUCUUUUUAGCUUGUGGUGUUCGAUUCCCUUCUCUUUACAAUUAGAUUAAGAUUUAGUCUAACAUGCAAGUUGUCUAUUCAAAAGAAUUUUAAUUAGAUUCUUUUGUCUGGAACACCAACAUGGCCGCCAUGGCUUUUGUUUAGUUGGUCCCUGGGGAAUGAGUGCAAACGUUCUAAAACCGUGCAAUUACCUAAAAUGAACAUGUUUUGUGAUUAACUUUCUUUCAUUCCGUUUAGAAAAUUUGUUUUGUAGCUUUUUUGUUGCCCAAAAAACUCCAAAACUAUUGAAAUGACGUAAAAUAUUGACAGGGUGCAUAUAUUAUCUUCGUAAAGCGCAGGAUUUUCUGCUCUUGGGAAUUUAAAGCAGCUUUUAAUUCUUGAACAGUUUCUUUAUGCAUAAAAUUUAUUUAUGUCAAGAUUUUAUGCACGUGUGGGUUCAGCAGAGUGCAUGCUGAGGCAUUCAAAUUCUAACAAUACGAUAUUUCAAUUGUUUUUUUGGGACACUCUGUAUAAGUUGCCAAUACAACCAGGGGAACAAGGGAGCUCUCCCCUCAUCUCUGAGUUAAAUCUGCCAUGGUGGAAAACAGGUUGUGCUUGGUUCUUUCCUGUACACGGAGUGAUUUUCUCCGUGAUUUCUGCCCCGGGUUUUCCUCUCCCAUAAAAAAAAGUAACCAUUCCACCUUAGCUGCACUCCAUUGCGAAAACCCGAGGCGCAGUGGUCAGCCUUCGACCCAGUGACGCUUCACGUAAUUCAGGUCUCAGCUGCAAGGAAAGGUGAUUUUUACACCGUAACUUUAAUCUGUAUGAAUUUUUCUUGCAGUGUCAGCAGCUUAUUUCAAAGCGAAGUUUUCAAAAAAUCCAGUCAAUCUGAUACGUGUGUGUAACGUACGUUUGCAACAGUACUCAACCAAGAUAUAAACUCCAUCCAAACCAUAUCAACGUUGUCUUACCAUAUAAAUAUCUGGCGUACCAACAGUGCUUGCCUGGCUGCGUAGUGGUAAAAAACGAAACGCCUAACAAGCAAACUGACAUGCUAUCUGGUAGUUCCAAAAAUGUCCUGCUAACAAAUGAUAUUUCAUGCAAGUCUUACGACGGAGCUAAAACACAACAACAAGGUCAAAAUCAUCCUCAGAAGCUCAAAAGAUCAUCCUCAGAACCUCCAGUUGGAAACUCGUGUGAUCAAGGUAAGAAAUCAAAGGUCUGGUUUCUACUAGACAUAAAUUAUCCAUCCCGAUAAUUUUCGGAAAAGAGAAGAUAGUUCGUCUGAAAAUUUAUAUCCGACAAACACAAUAUUAUAUGGCGUAUUAGAGAGGGAGCAUAAUAGAGUGGGUUUAUUAGAGAGAGAAGCGUAUUAGAAAGGAAACUUAAUAUGGAGGGCUGCGAGGGCAUAAUCCAUCUUGAUGAAUGAUUCCCUUCUUUGCUGUGUUUGUAUACAAAUAAAUUAUUUUCUUUGCUCAAGUUCGUUCAGGCUGAUCAUCUUUAAUAAAUUAAACCUCUAGAACAGUUUAUAAAUCUAAUCAUUAUAGAAAUACGUUUUUCGGUUAUGUGGGCGGGGUCGAGGAAGCUUAAGAGAAGCGAAUCAUAUUGGCCAGAUGGCGUAUUAGUAGAGAGAAGAUUAUUAGAGAAGGAACUUAAUAGAGAGGGGCUUAUUAGAGAAGAGGCUCAAUAGGGAGGGGGCCUUAUUAGACGGGGGGAUUGAUAGAGAGGGUAUCAGAAUUUACGCAAUAGAAAAUUGAUAAAUUAACAUGAAUUAUUAUGUUUCUGGUCAGAGCCAAAUUAUGAGAUUCUAGUUUACAUUGCUUCGGGAAAAGUUAUCCUCGCCGCGUUUCUACUGUCGUUGGUGUUAUUUACUAUAUUGAUUAUGGACUUCACUCUUUGCCGUCGAAAGAAAGGAUUUCUUUACGCUCUGCUUGGCUGUAAAAGUGAUGACGCGGAUCAUGUUUGUCAACGUUGCAGCGAAAGAAAUAGAAGUGAGAUUGCAGUGUAAAACACAAGUAAGUACGAAGACCUAGUGCACAACGUCGAACUUUUCUUAUGCCGAGCCAAGGAGCUGAAACAAUGAGUUUAGGUAGGGCUCAUGCUGAAACAUAUAUAUAGCUAUAGAUCUAAUUCGAUUUUAAUGACAUUGAUUAAAGAAUAUUUUUUUAAAUCGUAACAUGUGUUUCUCUCAUUAUUCAUUAUCAAUACAUGCAUGGGAAACCACACAGAAAAUCAUGACCGUGCAUGAAUGAAAGAGCUUGUACCUCUGAUACUAAAUAUUAGCUUGCUCAUUUACAAAAAGCUCACAAAAUAUUAAACAGCAAUAUGGAAUUUUUCAUCAUAGAACUGAUAGCCGAUAGCCUACGCCUUGCCCCCAUGAAUCUUAGGAAUUCCAAACUAAAUUUUUUGGGGAAUUUUUAAGGAUUAUCAAUUUUAGAAGUGGGAAUGUUAAAUAUUUAAAAUAUUCCUCAUCCACCCCCGACCAUGUGUAUAUGCAUGUGUAAAAUUUCUUGCAAAACUUAUCAAAAAUCAAUAGCUUGUCUUCAAGAAGUUAAUGCAGGAAAUCUUCAGUCAGUUGAUCUUAUCUCGAAUAAAUAUCUACACUGUCUGAAUAUCUACAAUAUCUUCAAUACCUUAUUAAACAUGAGCAAUAGCAAUGAACUUUACAAGUUCGGCUAGUGAAGAAAUGUACGAGUAUUAACUACUUGUUAUAUUUGAUAUUGCAUUUAUAAAAUAUGAUUAUUAUCGUUGGUGAAAGAAAUUGUUCUGGUGUUGGUGAAAGAAAUUUUGUCUAAUCUCUGCAUGGAAGCCUCCAUUUAUUAUCUGUGUUCGGCACCUAGCAAGGGCCCAUUGAAUUGGUCAUUGAAAUAUACCUUUUUUUGACUGAAAUAGGUGCCCAAAUAUUUGUGACCCUCCCUUCUAGAUGGGCCCCAAAAAACUUGGCCCUCCCCAAAAAGGGGCCCAAGAAAUAGUAACCCUCCCCCUAAAUUUACCGGUCCUCCCCCCCAAUAAUUAAUGACCGCUCCCUUAACCCAUACAAAUAUUUCUUUAGAUUACAGACAAGCUUUUCACCAUUUUCUCCUUCCUAGUUUCAUAACCCUUCGGUUGUUGAAUAAAAGUAUCGCAAUCAAUAGGAUCAUAUCAGCAAAUAUGCCGUUUUGACAUCCAUCUGAUGCACAAGCAUAUUAUUUUGUACUGCAUGUUGCAUCAACACACGUCACACGAACUGAACUCAUUCGGGCUGUAGGGACAAACGUCUCGUGAUAUAGUCUACGCCAGGGAUUUUGGAGUAACCUUUGGCUACAUAGUUACCUAGCCUUACCUAGCCUCACAGUCCUGUGGGGGUGGGACAAGUGUAAAAGUUUCAUUACCUACUAGAGGUGUGCAUCGGAUCGGAUUGGACGUUUAUAAUCCGACAAUUGGCUAAUGUUUAAAAUCCGAUCCGAAAUUGUCUAAUCCGAUCCGAGUUUUAAUAAAGAAUUCCGAUCCGAUCCGAAUAAUCCUUUAAUAAAAUAAAUUUCUCAUUCAAGUGGAAAUAUUUAACCAAAUAAAUAUAAAAGCAAGAAAUACAUGCCAAGAAGCUGACGAAGUGACGUCCAAUUGAAUUAUCAAACGAAUAAUGCAGCGACAACCGCGUUGUCGUGGUUAAUUAAUUCAUUUUAUUUCGAAUAUCGAAGUCCGAUCCGAUCCGACUACGAAACAACUUUAUCAAUCCGAUCCAAUCCGAAAUGAAUAUUUUUGUUCCGAAAUCCGAACGAAUCCGAUCGCAUCGGACUUGGAUCGGGUUCGGAUCGGAUUUGCACACCUCUAUUACCUACUAAUGAGUCUACCCCUUCAUCCAUAGCCCUUUUCCAAUUUGUCGCCUCUGGGGAACUCGCUACUUUUGAAUAGGAGACUGGAACAUCAGUCAUUCUAAAAGAAUAAUCUACAGCAUGGUUAUACUAUUGUCAACAACACUUUCAACAACAUACUCACUUAGAUAAGAUCACAAGAGGGUUUGUUUUGAGCCCUAGUUGGGUACCUUGUUGUACCCUCUUGUACCUCUUGCAAGGCCUCGUUCUCUGCUUCAUUCACAAUUGGAAUUUUGCUCUACAUCAGGCAAUACACUAGGCACAGUGUCAACCUCUUCAUCAGUUGAAAGGACCUCGUUCUCAGGGCUUAAAAAAUCAAAGAACUUAACAAACCUAACACGCUCAACCCUCCUGCUUUCGGAUAAUAUACUAAGUAAGAUUCCUUCGUUACUCCUGGGUUCCAGCUUUUUAGCAUUCUGCACAUAAGCAUACUAUCAUAGCAUACCCAGAAAUAGGAAAUCCCAUUCCGAUUAUGCGCUUUCCAUCUGGAGUGACUGACCGGAAGGCACUGAAGGGUUGUUUACCAUUUACAUGGAAAACCCAUUCGGUUUGAAUUAGAUCGCGAAGAGCCUGGAACAAUGGAACAAAAUUCACUGGUUGAAACGUUCCAAUCGGUAAGAGAGGACAACCUUUUCAAACAAACCGUUCAUUCCGGAAAAGUUCCGGUUGGGCCGUCGAAAUAUGCUUGUUCCAUUUACUUUAAUUUCCGUAUGGACAAAAAAACUUUAACGAUUUAAACUUCGUCGAAGACUUUAAAACGUUACCUUUCUCCGUAAUCUAUGGCGUCGCUGACCCUGAUGAAAAACUCGAUAUAUUAAAUUCUUUAAUUACAGAAUGUAUUGAAAGACAUGCGCCGCUAAGACGAACCAAGAUCACGAGACCCCCAGCACCAUGGCUCAAAGAUCCUACCAUCCAAGAUCUACAGGAGCAAAGAAACGUUCUCCAAGCCAGUGCUCGAAGAAGUAAGGAUGCCCAAGCGUGGGAACUAUUUCGUUCAGCUCGCAACCGCCUCAAAGCAUUAAUUAAAACUGCUAAAAAGAAAUUCACGCAAAAAAUGCUUUCUUCUAAGAAACCCAAGGAAGUAUGGAAAGUAAUACAUCGCAUCUUGCACCCAGAGCCGCGUAGGAUCACCUUUCACCCUGACAAACUCAAUUCUCAUUUUACUUCAACGGCAGAACGUACAAUCGGCACUGACGUCAAUGAUAAUAACAACAGUUACGACACUAUAAGAAACAUGAUCGAUUCGCUUCCCCCAGACUACGACAAUGGCUUCCAUAUAAAUCCUGUCACACUGGGCGAAGUUGUAAAUGAAAUACGUUGUCUACGAGGAGACUGUUCCACAGGACCAGAUCACAUUCCAGCAAAAAUGAUCAAGAUUGUGGCCGAAUAUUUGGGUUCUCCAUUAACCGAUAUCAUUAACACCUGUAUCGCGAAUCGAAGCUUUCCGUCCGCGUGGAAGAUUGCGCGUAUUUGCGCAAUCCCAAAAGUUAAGCAAAUCACCUCUGAAAAUGACCUGCGGCCCAUAUCAAUCUUGCCAGUACUGUCGAAAGUGUAUGAACGCCUAAUCUUUCGCCAGCUUUCCAAAUUCAUCGAUGACAACAAAUUACUGAGUAGCACCAUCUCUGCAUAUCGAAAGGGCCAAUCCACCACAACGGUCAUGCAAGCCAUACGAGAUGACAUCACGAAAGCAAUGAGUCGUGGAGAAGUCACGAUGAUGAUCUUCGCUGAUUUCUCGAAAGCUUUCGAUACGAUCCGUUUUAAAAAUCUCAUCUCGAAAAUGAGCAAACUGGGCUUCUGCAAGGAUUUUCUUACAUGGACACUAAAUUAUGUCUCACAUCGUAAACAGUACGUUCAGAUUGAUGAUAUUAGAUCGAAUACAACAAAUGUUAAUUUCGGCGUACCACAAGGAUCGAUAUUGGGGCCGGUUUUAUUUAAUAUAUACGUUGCCGACCUUCAAGAAAUUAUCGACGCCAAAAGCCAUCAAUAUGCUGACGACACAACAAUCUAUGAGCAUGCUAAGGUCAAACAUAUUCAUAGAUGUAGAGAAACCAUAUCUGAUUCAAUGAAAAAACUCAACGACUGGUCAAAUAAUAGCAGCCUUGCCUUAAACCAUAAGAAGACAAAAGCAAUGCUUUUCUCAACUCAACAAAUGUCAAGAGUCCACCAAUUGGAAAAUUAUGAACCUAGAAUAUUUGUCAACGAACACGAACUAGAGCGCAUAAAGUCAUGCAAGUUGCUUGGCGUUCAUUUCAACGAACACCUAAAAUGGGACAACCAUAUCCGUCACAUAACAUCUGCCUUCUACGCCACCUUGCAAAUAUUAAGGAAACUUAAACAUCUAGCUUCUUAUUACCUUAGAAAACAGUUAGCUGAAACGCUAAUAUUAUCCAAAUUGGAUUAUGCUGAUGGUGUUUUCUAUCCACUCCCGCAGUUUCUAUCAAGGCGCUUACAGAAAGUUCAAUUUGCAACUGCUAGUUUUGUCUUGGGUCGAUAUGUUAAAGAUCAAAAGGAUAUCCUGGAAGUUGGAUGGCUUCCAGUUAACGAAAGAAGAGACCUAAACAUCCUGAAAUCGAGUUUCAAAGCCAUGUAUUUCCCAGAGUGGCCAGAGUAUCUAAAGCUAGAACGACAAACUUGCGUCCGAGAACUGCGCUCAACCAAUGCAGUUAGACUAGUCGUGCCAAAAGAAACUGGAACGUUUCAACAUAGUGCUGCGAAACUUUUUAAUUCCUUACCUGAGAACAUCAGGAAUUGUACAAAUUACAAAGUAUUUUUAAAAUUAACUAAAGAACUUUUAUUCGAAAGAGCACGCCAAAACUAGUUUUUAAUCCGAACAUCGAUUUUAUCUAAUUUCAACACUUAAACGUUAUAGUCCAUAGUUAUAGAAUAGAAUAUAGUAUUUAAUUGGUAUUUUAACAGGGAAGAGCCAUAUGUAUGGAUCUGUUGAAUAAAUCGUUAUUAUUAUUAUUAUUAUUAUUAUAUUAUUGUAUGGAAUCACCGGAAUUUCCAUGUAAAUGGUAAAAAACCCAUAUGUCCACAUCAUUUUAGGCUAAUUAGCUUCUAGCAACAAGCAUCUUGCCAUAUUGAAUAGGCUUAGCCAAGAUCUCUCAGCAGUCCCAUGCAUUUUGAUGGGGUGAGUAUACGGAGCUUAAUCUUAUUCUCACGGAGGAGAGAUUCAAAUUUGUGCCCUACAAAUUCUCCACCAUUAUCACUUCUGAUACACUUAAUCUUACCAAUAGGAGCAGUAUGCGCUAAGAAUUGCGUAGUUGCUUCCAGUGUAUCAGAUUUUUUGCAAAAUAAUACUCUACGCUGAUGACAUGCACUCUUCUAUAUUAUUCCUCCAAUUCGGUCAAAGACAUUGAGCUAUGCGUUAAUGAAGAUCUUCAUUCAAUCUGUAAAUGGCUUGAUGAAAAUCUGCUAACACUAAACUGUGAAGUUCCCGCUUCUUUUUGGCGGUAACCGUCGCCUAAAAACAUUCACCAAUAUCUCCAUAUACGUUAACAACCAACAACUUGCUCGAGAGCAAACUUUUAAAUAUCUAGGAAUCACCUUUUCAGACAAUCUCACUUGGUUCGAUCACAUAAGUAAUGUAUCGAUAAAAAUUAACCAACGUAUUGCAUUGCUUAGAAGAGUUAAAGUCUUCAUCCCAUUAAAAGCUCGACUUACAAUCUACAAUUCUCUCAUCCUCCCAUUAUUCGACUACGCUGACAUUAUAUGGGGUGAUAAGAACAACACCACCCUCAUGGAUCAACUACAAAUCCUUCAGAACAAGGCUGCAAAAACUAUUCUUGACGCUCCUUACCUAUCCUCCUCCACUGAAGCUAUCUCAAACCUACACCGGUGGCACCCACUUACCCACCGGCGAUACUUACAUCGAAUGCUGACCAUAUUCAAAUUGAAAAAUAACCUGAUAGAUUAUGACUUCGACCUACCUAAAGCCAACCACCUGCAUAACACGAGACAAAGAGAUCACAUUCAUCUCAGCAAACCUAGUACCAAUUGGGGAAAGCAGAAACUUCUAUACCAAGCUUGUAAGGAGUAUAAUGAUUUGGACAAAAACAUUAAAUCAACCAACCAUCUAGCUAGUUUUCAUACUGCACUUCUUAAAUCUCCAUAGUAUAAUCGAACGCAUUUUGCGACUAGCUCUUCUUUGUAAUAUAUAUAUAUUGCAUUUUGCGACUAGCUCUUCUUUGUAAUAUAUAUAUAUAUAUAUAUAAAUGUUACAUCUGGCGUCUCCCAGGGGUCUAUUCUUGGGCCCCUUCUUUUCAUUGUUUUCUUCAAUGAUUUUUCAUCCUGCCUUAAGCACUCAAAUGUCACACCUUUAUCAUCUAACUGAAACUCUCAUCUGAUAUGAAAGCAAUUGCCGAAUGGUGCGUUGAAAAUGAAUUGAUCUUGAAUACUAAUCCAGGCAAAAUAGAAUCAAUGAUGUUUGGUACUGCCAAGAACCUGGCACAACAACCGCAGUCUUUGAAAGUAACAUUUGGAAAUCAAUUGAUCAACGCUACAACGACAUACAAGUACCUAAGGUGUCCAUAUUGACCAUUCGUUGAAUAUGAAUUCCAACUUUAACAUCAUAUAUAAGAAGGCCUGUGGGGAAGAUUGAGACUAUUACGAAAGAUAAGACUCUUUCUCAAUACGCUGGCGGCAAAGGCGAUUUAUCAAGGGAUGAUUGUACCCAUUUUGACCUACUGUGGUCUAAUAAAUUUGCACGUAAGCCAGUCAAGAGAUAGCCUGCGCGCAGACUAUAUAAUGACAUAAAUAGUCUGCGAAUCCGUGGCAUGAAGCUUGUAUGGUCACGUGAAUUUCCCAAGAAAAGUUGGGACGAAUUGUGAUUGGUUGAACUAUAAUUAUGCAGAAUUAAUGUUAAUUCAUCGGACAUUGCGUUCGCAACGCGCGUUGAGCUGUUCAAAAUUGACCGUUUCCAGGGUCAAAUGACAAUGUUUAUAUUACAGUUGUAUUUAUAGAAGUGUGGCGGAUAUUAAGAUAAACAAGAAAGGCCGUUGUAGAAGAAAUCUAUAAUAUUACAUCUUCUGUUUAGCGAAAUGGGCUUUCCGUUUUGAAAACAACGGCCUUUUUUGUUUAUCGCCACACUUCUAUAAAUACAACUGUAAUAAACAUUGUCAUUUGAGUCAUUUGACGAUUUUGACCCUGGAAACGGUCAAUUUUGAACAGCUCAACGCGCGUUGCGAACGCAAUGUCCGAUGAAUUAACACUAAUUCUGCAUAAUUAUAGUUCAACCAAUCACAAUUCGUCCCAACUUUUCUUGGGAAAUUCACGUGACCAUACAAGCUUCAUGCCACGGAUUCGCAGACUAUAUAUGUCAUUAUAUAGUCUGCGCGCAGGCUAGUCAAGAGAGGAUAUUAAACUUCCGGCAUUUCAUCAUCGUGCUUUGGAUAUUAUUAGGUCAAAUACUAAGUAUGAAUGCGAUAUCAAUUCACCUGCCAUUAUCAAUCAAAUAAAAGCCUGUUAGUUGGUUAGAAAUUGUCUGGAUGGAAAUGUCUGCUCCAAUUUUAUGAACUUUUAGCGCGAGUAUUGAUUUGUUAUAAUGUUUGUAAAAAUACGUAGAAGUGUAGAACGCUAAUAGAUAAUUUGAUACAUUUAUUUUACUUCACAAUUGUGGAGUCGGCAUUUAAUAUCUAGUGAUGAGUUGAGCACGAUUACUCGAGAGACCGCAAAGCCAAGACUGUCCAGUUAGUAGAGGCGAGGCGGAGAAGCAAUUAAGAUUAGUGUCAAGAUAAUUAAGGCGCGUUAAUACAAUUAGGCUAGAAGUGAUUGCCAAGAGGAAAUUUUAUGUAGGCGAGUCUACUUCCUAAAAGGUUUAAAAUAAUAUGACUAAAAAUAAUGUUUGUAGAAGUUCCAAAAGUUAUUAACGUCUUUGAGCCAAAACAGCAUAAUAUCCGCUUAGUGAUAUCAGGUGACUAUCACUACAAACUACUUUGAGAUAAACGUUUGCAUAUGAAAGAUCAACCCGAAACAGUGGAUAUCAACUGAAACUACCGAAAAUCCGAUUGGAAUAUAGUUGACGAUCCUUUUAGAAUAUGGGGGCAAAAUUUUAAUAUUUUUAAUAUUAACAUUUUAACUUAUUUGUGCAUGUUUAGGUUUUUAGGUUUACAUGUUUACAGGACUCACAUUGAUAACAGUUCUCUUUGGACUGAAGUGAUCUAUAUCCUGUAUAAAUAUUCGAUGUAAAUGAGUGUCCGUUGAAACCUUUUUCUUGUUCUUCUGCUUUCUUCGCUGAUUCUCUACCUCCGGAGUUCGUUCAACAUUCCUUCGUUUCAUGAGUUUUACUUUUACAAAUGUUGCACCACUACCGGGUGGCCCAAAAAAAAGUACUCCUGUUUGAUUCGUAAUAACAUCUAAACAAGUAUAGCUUUUAAAGAGAAAUAACUUGCAUCAAAUAGAGGAAGGACUAACUUAGACUUUGAUAUAUUACAGUUGUAUUUCACUUAAAAAUUCACGGAGAUAUUAAUCUUUAAAUUCGGGAGGAUAUUUCUGGAUGUGUCUGAAAUAUGCAAAAAUCGGCGUAUCAAAUAUUAAUCGAGAUUUGCCCGACUGAAACAUGCACUAUUACCAGUAAAUAAAUGACACUUGACAAAUUGUUUAUUAUGAAACAAAGUAUUAUUAUAUCUACAAAAUACAAACAAGAUUCAUUCGUCCGAAAUUCGCGUGUGUUCCUAGCACGAAUACGUUUCCUUAUUUCAUGAGACCACUGCAUCGCGAAGGAUCGUCAUUGGAUCGUUCGUAGUUCUGAAUUAGGGCAUGCUGUCACAACGGAAUUGUGAAGCUCUUCUAACUUCUGCAACGUUCUGAAAUCUUGUUGAGAACACCCAAACUCUUUUGCCGUUUCUUAAUCUUGGCAAGUUCAUGGAGUAAACUGAGAAUUAUAUGAAACACAAUCAAACCAUACAACUCCAUAAGACAUAACAAUUAAGCAACUCCCCAGAGACAUGCAACAUUUUUGGAACAAAACGUAACAAAAUAGUAGCGUUGAUACGGUGAUGUGUAUUUGCAAAAAGCAAUACCGGUAUUAUUUCCUUCAAUAAAGAAUAUUCAUCCUGCUCUAACCGAGAAAUAAUCUACUCAGUCUGUUUGAACCAUUAAAAACAUAAAAAAAUUAGGCUAUUUAAGAAUACGAAAAAUUUAAGCGCCUGCCUUCCAUGGUCAGUCUUUCAUGUACAUUUAAGUUUGCAAAGACCUAAUAUUAAAUACUUGCAUAAUUUCGAACGUUCAUAUUUCAGAAAACAAUGAGCUAAGACUUACAUGUAAGAUGUCUAAAUCUACGCCAUAUCCCUUACAAACCUUAACGAUAAUUCGCUGAAAUACAAGUUAGCCUAAUAUGUCAUUAAGCAAACAAACGCUGGAGUUAAUAUUUGAUAUGCCGAUUUUCGCUAAUUUUAGACACAUUCCAAAAUAUGCUCCCCAUUUUUAACAUUAAUAUCUCCGUGAAUUUUUAAGUUAAAUGCAACUGUAAUAUAUCAAAAUCUAAGUUAGUCCUUCCUCUAUUUAAUGCAAGUUAUUUCUCUUUAAAAACUUUACUUGUUUAGAAGUUAUUACGAAUCAAACAGGAGUACUUUUUUUUGGGCCACCCGGUAGCCUUGCGAAAUUUGCAAUUUUCAGUCAUUUUGUAUUACGAGCGGGAAACGGUUACCACUUUUCCAAAAUUUUGAUCUCAACUAACCUAAAUAAAAAUUUCAUUACAGCUUGAAAGAGAAUCACAAAAUUAGUAAUGUUCCAAAGUUUCGUUGCGAAAUGUUGUAAAAUGCGGAUAAUAUAGCCGUGGUAACCAUUUCCCGUUUGUAAUCUAAAAUGACUGAAAGUUGCAAACUUCGCAAGGCUAUAUUAUCCGCACAGUUUUACAACAUUUUGCAAUGAAACUUUGGAAUAUUACUAAUUUUGUGAUACUCUUUCAAGCUGUGAUGAAAUUUUUGUCUAGACUUGUUGAGUUCAAAAUUUUGGUUAAUUGGGGAUUGGUCCAUUCUCCAAGCUGCAAUGAUUAGCACACCAUUCACUCUUGCAUGAAGGGUUGUUUUAAAGCUACAUUUCCAUAUACUCCCUCACCAACUUAAAGUGCCACUAACCCCAGUAAAAUUUUUGAUAUGGCUGGUAUGUUUAAUCAUACUGUGUAAUCGUAUAUACGAAUUGAGUUUUACUUUCUGGAUUUUUUUCAGUUUCGAUGUUGAAGUAUACGCUGCUUACAUGGAUAGAGCUGGCAAGAUGAAAAACUCGAUAAGUAAAUUUAUAAUUUAAUUUAAUACAUUUCUUUUGUCCAGUUUUCGGAAUCGACUUUUUAGACCGUAUGUCUGAACAUUGCUCCUCGGACCUUAGAGAUAUUCCCAUUCCCUAUUUGUCUGAUCCAAAUGGCAUGAUUUGCCAACACUGGAUCCAGAAAAAUAUGCCGAAAUGUUUCGUUAAGUUUGUACAUUUCAAAGGUAUAAUAAUCCGUUAAGUUUUAUAUUGUUGGACUUUAAGCAUGCAAGUCCACCCGGACCCUCACCUCCAUCACAAGCUAUACGUCUGUCUGUUUUGCUGCUAACUAUAAAAUGUUUUUGCUGCCAAGUAUAAUUAAUUAUUGGAUGAGGUUUUUGUGAUAUACCGAGACCUUGAUACUUUUGCAUACCGCAAAAACCGAAUUCGAUAAUUGUUUUAUUAUACAUUUGUUUGUGUUCAAUAGAUACCACUUGCUAAUCGUCGCAGGCUCAUUUGCAGAUAACUCAGUUAUCUGCUAGCAUGUAACUGAAUUUUCUGUAGGUUGCGUGAUUGCGCGAUUUAACUGUAAGCUCUUAGCCAAUCAAAUUGCUUUUACCAACUACAAUGUAUAAUAAUAGCAGUUAUACUGUAGUUACAUGUUUUUAAAUUUCUUUUAAACUCUCUUUCAGGCAUAUCGUUUGAACUUGAUGCAGACACAUUGGUUGAAGACGCGGGGAAGAAAAGAGUUCGGUUUGAAACGUCUCAGUCGCCAAGUUUACUCGUGAAAGAUAAAUCUGUGCUAGAAGGAACCAAGACCUCUAUUUUUAAAGCUAAAGCUUAUUUAAGGGUAUGCAUACACAUUUAAAAAUAAACUAAAUUAAAUUUGUUGGUACGGAUCGUUGGCUCUUACUGUUCGGGCCGGUUGUUCAAAAUCCAGUUAGAGACCGGUCACUAAUAAUGGGGGAAGGCGGUGGGUUAGAAAAGGAGGGCGGCUUAAACUAUUUUUGCCUGAAUUGGGGGCGGUCUCAAACUGAAAAAUAUGUGACAAUUAGGGGCGUCCCCAAUUUUUUAAUGUUGAAAACAUAUUAUAAAACAAAAAAGUUAUUAUAAUUAUGUUAUAUUUUAUAUAAUAGAAUAAUAUACAACUGACUUAUGGAGGAAUUUUAAAACUUGUUAAAUAUAAAACAAUGCAAAAAAGUUCACCAUUCAAAGGUCACCUUUUAGUCCCCGAGCCGGCGGCGCGCGAGGGUACCAAUUCCCCCCGGCUAUUUACAUGCACCCGGGGAAACGAAAGCAUUAGCGAAGUCUAAAGUUCAUCUAUGAUCGCGGGCGUGGCUCACCAACGAUGUUUCGGUGGGUGGUCAUCCUCACUGAUCUCAAAAAUAUGGCGGACUGUCAUGAAUAGCAGACACUGAUUGGUCCAAUUUAAAGUUUGCAUUAUAACGACUGCAUGACGACAGCGAAAUAGCAAGCAUUUCUUGAUUUGAUGAUUGAUAAAUUUCUUGCAAAUAUAUUUCAUUUUUGCUCCCAUUUUUGCAAGAUUUUGUAAAUUUCAAAAGCUUUCUCAGAAAGAAAAGGCGAAAGAAUCGGCUAAAAGAAGGGAGCCGACGUUAACGAAGGUAAGGUUGUUUUAAAUAUUGAUUUUAUAUAAAUUGCUUUAAAACCUGACGGCCUUUGCGUAUAUGAAACAACUAAACAAGACAGCAUAUAAUUUCAGUGUAUCUUUAAUAUUGAUUCCCUUUUUUACUAUAUUGAAUUUUUUAAAUAAAAAAGAAAGCAAAGUUAUUUGCAUGCGAGAAUUUGAAAUAAUUUUAUUGCAAACUCAAACUUUAUCGAUAAAGCAAUUUAAUUAAAUAAAGGCAGUUUAGUUUUAUAAAGAACACUUUAAAACGUUUUGCGAAGCGUUUGUGGUUAAAUUUUACCUUAAAUUGAAGCUUAUAUUACGUAUAAUAUCAUACCUAACAUAUAAAUGUUGGGAAAUUGAUAAUUUUGUAAUUAAAAGUGAUAUUUUUAGGCAAUUUUUCAUUUGUAAGAAUAUACUUAAAAAAUUAUCGUGUUACCAUGACAACUACUUUAGAUACUUCAUGUUCGGAAAAAUGCAAUGGUUUUGUCAGCAAGGCGAGGGUUUCUGCCUGCAUGUAUUUUCUAGUAUAAUUUUAUAGUAACUGAUUUAUUAAAAAUAGAACCUUUGUAACGAAUUAAAUGUUAGAGGGUGGGGGGCCUAAAUUUUCUAGAUGAAGGUGGGGGCGUCUUAAAAAUAAAGGUCUUUCGAUUGGGGCGGCUCUAAAAAAAGUUCAAUAUUUGGUAUUUAUCACCAAACGCCCCCCCCAUUAUUAAUGACCGGUCCCUUAGCUUAAUCCUGGGUUAACAAAAUCUUCAAAGCAAUCUUCCCAACAGCAUGUUUAUAAACAUGGAAAUAUUGCUCACGAAAUCUUGUCUGGAUCAGCGGAAGUUUUAUUUUUUGAAUGUUUGAAAUAAUGUAGAAAUAUACACACUAAUUUUAACCCAGGCCCAAGGUUAUUUUAACCCAGUCAAUUUUAACCCAGGCCCAAGGUUAUUUUAACCCAGUCAAUUUUAACCCAGGCCCAAGGUUAGCGCUUAUCCAGCUUUCAACAACCGGCCUCUGAACUGUUCCCCUUGAAUAUACAGUAAAGCCGGUUACAGACGAACACGUUUUCUAUGACAAGUUUUUAUGUGACAAGUUUUAUUUACCAAGUGCAUGUGUGUAUAUGCAACAAAUUUUAUAUGACAAGUUUUCAUAUGAGAUGUUUUAUUUACUGGUGUGAACGUGUCAACAAGUUUACUUUGACAAUUUAUUAGUGGCCAGCAAUGUAAUAGGACAGCGGACAACACGAGCGCUGGCCAAUCACAUCAAAUUCUCAGAUUACUUUGACAAGUUUUCUUUGUUGACCCAUACAGACGAACAAAAUUUGUACUUCGACAAUUUUUUCUAUGACUAGUGCACUUGUUCAAAAGCUAGCAUGCUAGCUUUUGAACAAAUGCACUUGUCAUAGAAAAAAUUGUCAAAGUUGCGUGUACAGACGAGCAAAUAAAACUUGUCACUUACAGUGAAAAUACAAAAAGUGUCCCACUUCCGCUUCUGUAGUUUGUUGUGAUUUACUGUAAUUUGUUCUGUUUUUCUGUAGCAAUUACCGAUUUAUCGGCAAAUACCGCGAUAAAACUUAGUUUUCUCUACUUUUUAAAUAUGAUAACUCGUAGCAAAGGGAAAUAAUCCAUUUUUCGUUAGUUUCAUUGCAUAAAAGGUACGAAAUUUAAAUUUUAUCGCAGUAUUUGCCGAUAAAUCGGUAAUCGCUACAGAAAAACAGAACAAAUUACAGUAAAUCACAACAAACUACGGAAGUGGGACACUUUUUGUAUUUUCACUGUAAAAACUUGUCGUAGAAAACUUGCUCGUCUGUAACCGGGUUAAAACCAGGCCAUAUCCUCAGGGGUUAAAAAAUGCUUCAGAAAUGCCGUACGAGGUCGUGUGCUCUGUAACUUGGCGUACGUUUCAACGAUGUUGACGUACGAUUUUCUUAACUAGUUUUAUCAUGCAUGUUCUCCGACUUUUCAAAACACUUAACAACGUAAAAUUUUCGGUAUGGACUAACUUGAGCCGAAAAAUUUCGAUUAUGGGGUCCACGCUAACUUGGAUCGGAGAAUGUUAUAGGUAUUGUCAGGGCCGCCGAGAGAAUUCGCGGAGCCCGGUUCUGGGGGCCUCAUGACAUCAUUAUUUUUAAGCUAGAUCAGUCACCCAACUAGACCUUAGCUAGACUGCAUGUGGAGCUACUAUAAGGGGCCUCAAUUUCAAAAAUGCUCUGAACAAUUUAAAAGAACCCAGUACCUACUCAAUUUUGGGCAAAGGGACUGUAGUGAGAGUACGUAACCGUACUCGUUUUCCUAGAUUCGCGGCGUACGGCAAGCUGUUUUCGGCAUGUAAUCGUACGUCCGUACGCCGAUUUUUUUAACCCUUGAAUCCUGUCACGUAGGAAGCGAUUGAGCUAAUGGUUUGGCGAGGUCUUGUUGGUCUAUUACAUGAUAAUGAUAUUUAUGUAAUAUUUUUGUGUGGCUGUCAGUGGCUUGCGACCUUUCAUAAGCACGCAUAUGGUAAUGAAAGAAAUCGAAGCAACAUUACUUGGUCUGACAACCCAAGGGAAAUCACGACCGCGAAGGAGCAGUGACAGCAUCCCCCUCUCUAAUAAUUUCUGAAAGCCUUUGAGUAAUAGCUGAAUAACUGUAACAAAGUUGCAACAAUAAUUUUGCAACCGUAUUGUAUUUGCAUAACAUUUAAAUUUCCAGUUACAAAAGAUGGUCAUGCACGUAUGUUGGCCCCUCCCUCCCGCCCAAUAUAUCGGGAAGUGUCUGCCACUGCGAAGGAGUUUGUAUGUCUGAUACAAAAUCGUACUGGUUUACCUUAACUUCAUUAUUCUCACCAAAUAUCAUCCAUGUCCACAUUUCAUCAUGACGAAUAACAACCUUUAUUAUAUAAAGUACAGUAUAGUGCUUUAUAGAGAUUUCGAGCACUGAUAAAAGUGAUAAUCUCAUAUGUGAGAUUAUUUAUGAUAAUCUCACAUGUGAAAAUUAUCGCUUUUCAAUUAACGCUUUUCUGUAAAAAUUAUCAGUUUUCAAAAACUGUCCUCCAUAUAAUAAACAGAAAAAUACAUGGGUGCUUGGAAAUACCAGAUUUAUUUCUCGUGUUGAACAUGAUAUCACGUAUUUCCGCGCACCCAUGUAUUAUUCUCUAUAUAUACAGCUUCGCGUCCGUGUUUUAUAAGUUAUUCAGUACAGCCGUUGGUGUUGUACAUAUUGCUUGCCUACUUUUACUCCGUACUUUGUUUUCUAAUACGUAGUCUAUGGAAUUUUCAGGUUGAUGAAUGCCCUGAUUGUGAAGAUAAGAUUAAUCCGUAUCCAGAUAUUCAACUUAAAGUUGUCGCAAAAGUACCAGAGGGUCGCCCGGCUCCCCCCACCCCUGCAACAUCGGGUAAUGCACCUUCACUACAACCGUACUUUGUUCUGCCUUAUUCUACUGGGGAAGCGAAUGUCAAAAACUACACCGAAACGAAGGUUAGUAAAAUUUACGUUGCUUCAUUUAUCAAAGCAGGGUUCUUAUACAAACAAAAAUUCAGGGUUUUGAGUGUUUUCCAGGGUUUCCAUGGGGAGCCUGCAUGGAAAUCCUGGAAAACCCUGAAUUUUUGUUUUUGUCCAGGAAACGUCUUGAAAAGUUCUGGAAUUUCAAAGUGACGCCUGAUAAACCCUGGAAAACUCGACCUCGUUCCUAGGCUCUACUUACCCUGGUAGGAGCUCGUCACGUGAUCUGCUAAAAUCUAGCAGGUUUUUAAUUGAUGAUGAUGAUGUUGAUAAAUAUUUAUAUUUGAAAUUUAUUACUCGCAUUUUGUUUUGCAAGUUUGAUUUGAUUUUACAGGAAUCCAAGUUAGUUAAUUAGAAAUCUGCUAGAUUUUAAGAUUACGUGACCAGCUCCUAGCAGGGUCUUUCAUCCACAAGAGGUAAGAACCUUGGGGACGAGGCUGUUGAAAACUAUACCUAUGUAGGCCACCGUACCCAGAACCAUUUUCACUCGGUCACUCGUUCAAAAUUAGGCUCUGGAUUAGGCGACUAAAGGAAGAGAUCUGAUUGGCUUCUUAGAGAACUGCUAUUUCGCAGAAGUUGAAAAUAUUCUAUCAACAUAUGUCAACACAAAUACUUCGUUUUUCGUAAUACUUCUCUAUGAAUUGUUACGGGUGCUAAAGCAUCCCAAUCAGGGCGCUUAUAUAUAGGGCGGCGCAACGCCAGUGAUUUUGCUGAUCGACGUGUGAUACGGGGCCUGGUAAGCAAUUUCCUGCCCUACACGGUCAGCGGUAGUCAAUCUUAACUUAACAUUGCUCUAUGUCUUAGCAACCUGCAUAGCAACAACGCUGUAAUGAAAACAAAUUUUAAAAGUUGUGAAAUUAACUUCAUUUCACCCGGUUUUUAACGUUGUUUCAACUGAGUAAGUUGUCUCUAGCUUUUUUAUUAUCAUUAUCUACCAUGAACUAAACAACAAUAAAUAAAACGAACGAAAUUUCACUUUAAUAUCAUGUUAUAGUUUAAUAUACAGUUUGCAGUCGAUCAUAUUGCAGAAUUUUUGAACGUCGUAACCAGUAUAGCCUAGACUUACUGGAGAACUUAGCACUAGAGAGUAGAGUAUAGCCUAGAUUUACUAAAGAACUUAAGACCUGACUCCUAGACUUUUACAUCAAAUAAUUAAACAUUUUUUUUCCAACACAGUUUAAUCUUGCAGCUUUGUUCGUCAGCACAUCUUAUUAUCUAAAACACAAACAUUCAUGGAAAAUCAUGAGUAAAAAUAUACAAUACCCAAAUCUAUUUUAUACUAUCAGUGUUAUUAUAAUUGUAGUAUACAAUAAUUCUAACACUCUCGAAGUUUUGGAUAAAAUAAAUUGAUUUUGAAGUUUUUGUUUUAAAAUAUAAGAUUUUCCAAAUUUUCCGGUUAAAACUGCUGACGACUCACUUACGACAUUUUCACUGCAAAAGACUUUUGAAAGUGGGAAAGCAAUGUAUAUGAUAGCUUUUGCUUAAUGUUCGACAGAAGAAACAUCGACCUUCGAUCGAGUCCCAGAUUGCAAGUUAGUUAGAGGGCAAGAAUCCAUCUCAAACUAUUUUAUCUCGACGAAUACCGCUCAUAAUACUUCUCGCCUAGCAUCUGAAGAAGAACUACGGUGUUGGCAGAAUUUUAACCUAUAAAGCGCCCAGCAUAUUCUCAAAUAACUAGGUUCGUGCUGUACAGAACUCUGUGAUAAAUGUGCUCUGAAAACAUAUUAAAAAUGCUCCAAUACCUAUGAAACUUUAGCAAUGCUUCGACAUAACUAAUGCAAAUAACAGCCGGUCAAAAUAGUUCGUAUUGUUUACAUCAUUCAAAAUAUAUGACCGGCAAAAGUGGGAAAAAAGGGUCUUAUUUCAUCCAUAAUAUCUUCUAAGAAUCCACUUCGAUUUUUAUGAAAGAUUCAAAUACGUACACAUAAAAUAAUGAACUAUAACAUACCUUAGUUCGUAGGUGUUGGCAGUAGAUUCACACAAGAUGUCCUCAUUUGAAAUUUAGUCUCCAUGCAUGGAAGUCAUAAAAAGGCACGGACAUUAUCGACCAUAAAUUCUCUUGUACAAGCUGUUUUACCAUUACAGCAUACAGACCCUUUAGCCAAAGAAAUACUUUAGCCAUUUUGCCAUUUAAACCAUUCUAACACCAAAAAGAUUGAGGAAAAUGGCCAGACGAACUGAACAACUCAAAAUCGCGGUUUUCUUCAAUUUCCUCAAAAUCGUACUCGCCCCAGUUUUUUUCCGCAUCACACGUCGAUCAGCUCGCGCGCUCUCGUUGCGCCGCCCUAUAUAUAAGCGCUCUGAUCCCAAUUGAAGAGCAUGCGCUUUAGAAACUACUGCUGUUCCUUGUGUCCCAGGGCCUAGGGAGGACGCGCGCGGCCGAGAGGCCCUGGGGACGAGGAAGCAUGUAGGCCAGAUACAUAUGUGUAAAAUUCUUAAAGGAUUAAAACGUUCUGUUUCAAUAUGAUUGAUUACAAAACUUUCUUGCGCAUACAGCAUAUCGAUCUUUUUCACUUAGUGAUAUUAAUGGAUUACGAUAAUUAUUGAAGGCUAACUUCUGGAGGUGUACGAACUCUGUCAAGGAUCGUACAUGAUUAGGGCGAGUCAAAUAUGGGAACAUCUUGCUCAUGACUUAUGCUAAUUGGUCUUUAUUCGUUUAAAUCGUUAAUUUUCUAUUAUUGUGUUUCGUCUAUACCCAGGGUUUGAAAUAACGGCUAUACAGGCGCCGUCACGUCUGGUCCAGUGAGCUAUAUGUAUAUCUGGAGCAAGACCUUCAGUCGCUCGGCCUAUAAGAAAAAUUACCGGACAACAUAACCGGUGAUCCAAGGAUUUGUUUGGUCGGUACUCAAUUUUGACUGGACAAUGUCCGUUGAUUGACCGUUAUUUCAACCCUCAUUUUACAGUGUUAAAGUGUUAUAUUAAAAAUUCUAGUUGUAACUGUAAUGUUUUUUUAAUGUUAAUGGACCUUUAACCUUAUAACUAAAAUUUUGAUCUAUAGACAAAAAUUUCAUCACAGCUUGAAAGAGCAUCACAAAAUUAGUAAUAUUCCAAAAUUUUUGUCUAGACUUGUCUAGAUCAAAAUUUUAGUUAUAAGGUUAAAUUUAAUAUUGGGGAGGCAUCAAAGGAGGAUGAGGGUGCAUGAGAGUUGGUAGUCACGCGACCUUGGUUAGCUGUUCUUAAUGUUUUUUUUUCUAACAUUGUCAUGUGUUCUAUUUACAGUGAAAAUACAAAAAGUGUCCCAAUGGACCUUUAACCUUAUAACUAAAAUUUUGAUCUACAGGUAGAAAGAGCAUCACAAAAUUAGUAAUGUUCCAAAAUUUCGUUACGAAAUGUUGUAAAAUGCGGAUAAUAUAGCCCUGCGAAGUUUGCAAUUUUCAUUCUUUUUAGAUUACAAACGGGAAUUGAUACCCAAAUCGGGUGUUUGGGUAUCAAUUUCCCGUUUGUAAUCUAAAAUGACUGAAAAUGGCAAACUUCGCAAGGCUAUAUUAUGCGCAUUUUACAACAUUUCGUAACGAAACUUUGGAAUAUUACUAAUUUUGUGAUGCUCUUUCAAGCUGUGAUGAAAUUUUUGUCUAGACUUGUCCAGAUCAAAAUUUUAGUUAUAAGGUUAAAGGUCCAUUCUGCUUCUGUAGUGAUUCACUGUAAUUUGUUGUAAGUUCAAACAUUAAGUUGGAACGCUCACAAACCUUUACUUUUGUCAAUCUAGAGCUUGAAAUGUCCCUUGUAACAAUGCGUGACUGCCUACUCUCAUCAACUCUUAUCCUCGUUUGGCCGGGGCUUUACGCUGUUGCGAAUCCUCGCCAUUAACUGUGUAUAAUAUGGUUGUACUGUUUAUUGCACUCUUGUCCCAAUACCCUCGUUUACAUGUGGUAAUUACCUCAUGUUUCGGAUAAAAAGUACAAGGAUAAACUUGUGAUUGGGUUCAAGAUUGUGUAUAAUUGUAAGAUUGUGUUCAAGAUUGUGUAUUGGGUUCAAGAUUGGUGAUUGGGUAUAAGGAUAAACUUGUGAUUGGGUUCAUAUACUAUAAGGAUAAACUUGUGAUUGCGUUCAAGAUCAAAGAGAAACAUAUUCGUGGAGGGGAAAUGGGGAUAUAACCUUCUUGUGCACUUGCCAUACAAAAACAGGCAAACAUGAAAAUGGGCGCUAUUGGGGCAAACAUUCAAUAAAACGUAAAGUUUCUUUUGUAAAAGUAUGCAAAGCAAUAUUAAUAAUUGAGCUCCCAAGUCACUCAGUCAGCGUUCCCUUACCACGAAAGUCAUGGUGUACUGGUUGAUGCAUGGCGUUUGGCAGCGGCGGCGGAACAGAUUUCGUUCUGGGGGGGGGCUAAAUUUUUUCGGCGACCCCGUCGCCAAAAAAUUUCGAUCAGUGUACCACUUUAGGGGUACAAUAUACAAAAAAAGGGCGAAAAAAAAUUUUUCGGACUUAUAUCAAAAAAUUUUUUCGGAAAUACACUUUUUUUAAACAAAAUAUUGCAAAUUUGUCCCCUUAUACCUAAAUUUUCAAAAAAUAACCUAAAUUUUUACUUCUGGGGGGGGGGGCUUUAGCCCCCCUAGCCCCCCCUGUUCCGCCGCCCCUGGCGUUUGGUAUAUUACUAUAGAUCGUCAGUUCAAAACAAGACAUCAUAUUUGAGUUUUCUCUCAUCUAAUGAUUAAUAUGCUUUGACUGUAGUGUUUCUCCCGAGCUGCAAAAUGUUAGUCAGUUAUCGGGCGAGCCGGCGAGGGCUGGCAUUAAUGUAUUUCUAUUUUGUAGAAUGGACUGGUGAAUAAAACUUAAGAAGCAAAUUGCCUCUUUAAAGGGGGCUAACUAUAUUUAGCGAUAUUUUAUGAUGCUGUCUGUGAAUCUUUCUAUAGAUCCAAGUAAAACGCGCUUGUGAUCCCUGCAAACCAAAUCUGAUGAUCAAAAAUAUCGGAACCACGUAAGUAUGAUUCUUAUUAGUUCCUGGGGCACCCAGCAGCUCUAAAUUUGCCCUUUGGUUUAUGUCCAAUGUCAGCUGUCGUAUUUUUUCAGUCACAAAUCAACCUUGUACCUAGUCCUUCUGUGCUUGUUUAACAUGCAAGAAGCCAGGGACGCCGGAACGAUGAUAGGGCAAAGGGGGGCGGACGCACACCAAGGGCACCUUUACUGAAUUUUUUUUUUCACUGGCGACCUUCCCCCGUCGCCAAGAAAAUUUCGGUCAGUGUACCAUUUUAGGGGUCAAAAAUUUUUUCCGUGAAGCCAAAAAUUUUCCGUGAAGCCAAAAAUUUUUCCGGAUAUCUUAAAUUUUCGCCAUUUCUUCCAAAUAUUUUUCUAAAUUCCAAAAAUUUCCCAAAAUUUUUAUAAAUAUAAACUAUAAAUUACCUGAAUCUCGUGAUUUUCCUACAAAAAGCAUCGUUGGAAAUGUGAUUUAUCACGUAUUAUUUUACAACUAAAAGGGCACUUCUGCCCCCCCUGCCCCCCCUAGCAAAAGGCAAGGGGGGCAGCCGCCCCCCCUGCCCCCCCUUCCCAGUUCCGGCGUCCCUGCAAGAAGCCCAAGGAGCUACACAUGAACCUUGCUGUUGCGAUCUUCGAAAAAAGGCAAUUCAAUGCUAGUGGUUUGCAGCGAAAAUUGUGUACAGAUUGCACUAAACAUCGCCUGUGACCCGAAUAAGUUUACACGACAUAACUAACAAACCGCUCUUAAGGCCCUGUCACACUAUUGCGUAUCGUACUAGCGUAUGCCAGCGUAUGAAAAAUAUCACUCGUACGCCGGUAUACGCUGACAUACGCUAUAGGGGUACGUUAGGCAUAGGUUGUACCGUUGUAUACGUUUCAAGCACGGUCGCAUACGGUAUCAUACGCUGGCAUACGGCGAGGCAGAAAUCUUUUUUUUAAGCAUGCUCAAAAAUUUUGUGCGUAUUCGGACGUAUGGUGUAUAUGAUAAGUAUACUCUAGGCACACGCUGUAUACGCUAGAGGUACGCCAGAUGUACGGUACUCAUACGCCGGCAUUUCAAAGGAUUUUUGUACGUAUGAAAAUUAUUUCAUUAAUUUCAUACGCUUCUCAUACGUUUCUCUCAUACGCACUAGUGUGACAGCUGGGCCUUUAGGAGCAAUGGUGGCACUAAUUAUUACAUUACGCAAUGUAAUGUUUUAUUCUCUAUAGGUCAAAUUCAAGAGAUUUCUCAAUCAAGCAAAAAAUAGAUGUUUAGAGUAUUUUUAUAUUUUAAUAUUGAAAUGAUUGUAUUAACAUUUACUCCAGGAAAAUCCCAGUGCAAGCUAAAGAUAUAAAGCUUAAUGUACAAGUCGGCAACACUGCAGAUCAAGCGUUUGGUGUGUCUUUGACAGUACAUCUUCCAUCUCCCCUAAGUGUACGACUUUGUGGAACAGACGACGUUGGGGUAAUGUGAUAUAGAAUUGUACUCAUAUAUAUAUCUUGAGCGUUGCAUGUCUGCAGAAAUGAGAGAGUCGUGGAGCAACGCUACCUCCAUAAUCUAAAGCAUGGUCUCUUCAUUUUUAUGAUAUGUAUCAUCAUCCGGUCAUACUUAAAUCUAUGAUAUAUAUGAUACAGGUACACUUUUAUGUCUGAUGCAUAUCAUCAAACAGACACAUUGAUAACCUACAUUGAUAACCUGACCCUCCCCCUCCUUAUUCUAACGCUCCCCCCCCCCACCCCAACACACACACACUAACCUUCACCCAACUCCAAAAGUCAUGCGAUGGCAGUGGAACGUGCCACCUUAACUUGCAGUUACUUGUUAAGGUUACAAGAUACGCCUUAGCUAAGUAACCCCUAAAGCAAUAAUAAAAUGCGAACAUCCUUUUUUAGAACAAUCCUCGAUGGUAAAAAUGAUAGUCUGACAGGAUUUAGGGAAACCGGCGUUUGAUGUUAUAACACUUCAUCUCUCUUUCUACAUUAGGCGAAAAUAUAUUUUGGUUUGCAGGGAUUAGUUGUUCAAAAGCUGGUUAGCUUAAUCCUGUGAGCGCGGGUUUCUUGGCCAGGAGAAACGUCCCACCAAGCGGCGGGAUCAUGAACAUGCCCUAAAGUGCGAUACCGAAUACUUUAAGUUUGUAAAUGUUCACAAUGCUAUUUUCUAUUUUGUAGUGUCUAUUUGGUAGCCCUAAAUGUGAAUUUCCCAACAACAAUUCACGAAUAAUGAUUUGUGAUCUUGGAAACUUCGCGAAAACAACUGAAGUUAGUAUUCGUGAACAUAUGACGUAGAGCUUAUGCUGUAAUUUCAUACUAUACUUUUUAGAGUCGCCACUAACCCAUAUGAACUGGUUUUGUGAUAGAUAAUAAUAAUAGUAAUAAUAAUAAUAUUAAUAUUUACUCAAGAAGCUCCACUCACCGAAGUGUUUAUUAUAACAAUAAAACACUAUAAAUAAUAGGUCUAUUAUAACAAUGAAACACAGUGCAACCAAAGAAUAAAUUUUCUAAAGAACAAAUCACAAACACUUUAUUUACGCAAUUCAAUCAUAAAGCAUGUAUCUCUCCUGAACAUAAUAGCAGAUAUAUGGUACAUCAAAGUCGAAAUUUGGCUAAGAAAUCCUGCUCCGAUAAUCUAUCCGCUUCAAUUCGGUUGAGUAGUGAUGAAAUACUAAGGAUUUAUGAUUGUUAGGUAGCUUAUUACAAAUUGAAAGUAUAUCUCGGUUGCAAAGUGGUUGGUGCACCUCAUGGUCUAGGCAGUCUGUCGCAUGUUUGAGAGUCACGUAAUAUUCUAUUUGGGCCUUUUAUCUUUUUCUUUGCCUCAAAUUUAUAGCAUUAAAUAAAAAACUUUGCCAACUAUAUUUUGAAAUAAUUCAUUAGUUCACCUCAUUAAUGUUCAGUACAUGUACGUAUGCAUGUACAAUCUACGCAUGCUCAGUUAAGAUUAGAUGUUAAGUUCUGGCUGCAAUUUCCUAUGGUGAACACAGGUUUAGGUAUCAAUAUAUUGCAAUUAUAUCAUGUAGUCCUUUUGUAGAAGCAAGACGGGACACGUUUAAGCUAGAAGUGAAGUGAAAGUCAGAUUUUGUUGAAUACUUUGUCGUGAAACUUUUGUCCACUGUCUACUUGUUUAGGACUACACCAUAAAGUUGGAUACAAGUGAAGCUUCAAACUCCCUUCAAACCUACCUGGUUACAAUGAAUGUCACAAGGUACAUCGUAGUUGUGGUAGAAUGAAAUUUUGAUAUAUAUUUGUGAGACUAAUUAAUAAUUCAUGAAGAAAACACAAAAGAAAUCAUUACCGUGAACUGGGGAGUUUCUCUAAGAUACAGAAUCAUGCUGAUUUUACACAAACCAAAUAUCAUUCACUUAAUUUAAAUUGUUGAAGAAUACGAAUGUUCUCAUUAAGACGUUCACAACAUUUCCGUUCGUGUUAUAUCGGAUAUACAAACAUCCGAUACAACACGGCCGCUCGUGUUGAAAAUAGUAUUUAAUUCACUUGUAUAAAAAUGUCAUCGAACUUAAUUGAUUUUCUUUCUUAGUAAAAACAAAGAGGACGCAUCGCUACAGGGUGAUAACUCUCUUUCUUUGGAACUUAAUGUUGCUUCAGAAGCUAAUAUUGAAAUGAGGUAAGGGGUGACUGUACUUGUUUAUUAUGACAACUAACUGAAAAAUACAAGCAGAACUUCGACGUUUCUAACCCUGUUAGUAUUGUAGGGUGCUGUUUGUAUUGUAGGGUGCUGCUUGUAUUGCAGGGUGCUGCUUGUAUUGCAGGGUGCUGCUUGUAUUGUAGGGUGCUGCUUGUAUUGCAGGGUGCUGCUUGUAUUGUAGGAUGCUGCUUGUAUUGCGGGGUGCCGCUUGUAUUGUGGGGUGCUGCUUGUAUUGUGGGGUGCUGCUUGUAUUGUAGGGUGCUGCUUGUAUUGUAGGGUGCUGCUUGUAUUGUAGGGUUCUGCUUGUAUUGUAGGGUUCUGCUUGUAUUGUAGGGUGCUGCUUGUAUUGUAGGGUGCUGCUUGUAUUGCAGGGUGCUGCUUGUAUUGUAGGGUGCUGCUUGUAUUGCAGGGUGCUGCUUGUAUUGUAGGAUGCUGCUUGUAUUAUAGGAUGCUGCUUGUAUUGUAGGGUGCUGCUUGUAUUGUAGGGUGCUGCUUGUAUUGUAAGGUGCUGCUUGUAUUGUAGGGUGCUGCUUGUAUUGUAGGGUGCUGCUUGUAUUGUAGGGUGCUGCUUGUAUUGUAGGGUGCUGCUUGUAUUGUAGGGUGCUGCUUGUAUUGUAGGGUUCUGCUUGUAUUGUAGGGUGCUGCUUGUAUUGUAUUGUAUUGUAGGGUGCUGUUAGUAUUGCAGGGUGCUGCUUGUAUUGUAGGGUGCUGCUUGUACUGCAGGGUGCUGCUUGUAUUGUAGGGUGCUGCUUGUAUUACAGGGUGCUGCUUGUAUUGUAGGGUGCUGCUUGUAUUGUAAAGUGCUGCUUGUAUUGUAAGGUUCUGUUUGUAUUGUAAGGUGCUGGUUGUAUUGUAGGGUGCUGGUUGUAUUGUAGGGUGCUGGUUGUAUUGUAGGGUGCUGGUUGUAUUGUAGGGUGCUGCUUGUAUUGUAGGGUGCUGCUUGUAUUGUAGGGUGCUGCUUGUAUUGUAGGGUUCUGCUUGUAUUGUAGGGUGCUGCUUGUAUUGUAUUGUAGGGUGCUGUUAGUAUUGCAGGGUGCUGCUUGUAUUGUAGGGUGCUGCUUGUACUGCAGGGUGCUGCUUGUAUUGUAGGGUGCUGCUUGUAUUACAGGGUGCUGCUUGUAUUGUAGGGUGCUGCUUGUAUUGUAGGGUGCUGCUUGUAUUGUAGGGUGCUGCUUGUAUUGUAGGGUUCUGCUUGUAUUGUAGGGUGCUGCUUGUAUUGUAUUGUAUUGUAGGGUGCUGUUAGUAUUGCAGGGUGCUGCUUGUAUUGUAGGGUGCUGCUUGUACUGCAGGGUGCUGCUUGUAUUGUAGGGUGCUGCUUGUAUUACAGGGUGCUGCUUGUAUUGUAGGGUGCUGCUUGUAUUGUAAAGUGCUGCUUGUAUUGUAAGGUUCUGUUUGUAUUGUAAGGUGCUGCUUGUAUUGUAGGGUGCUGCUUGUAUUGUAGGGUGCUGCUUGUAUUGUAGGGUGCUGGUUGUAUUGUAGGGUGCUGCUUGUAUUGUAGGGUGCUGCUUGUAUUGCAGGGUGCUGCUUGUAUUGUAGGGUACUGCUUAUAUUGUAGAGUGCUACUGCUUAUCAAUGUCAAUAUAUUGUUCAAUUACCAAUUAUAUUUCCCAUUUUAACAUAGAUUAUCAUGUAGAUUAUCAGGGCUCGAAAUAGUGGGCUGCCAGUGACCAAAAGCAGGCCAUAUUUUAGAAAUGGCAGGCAAAAGCAAAUUUGAACUGCCAAGUAAAAAAAAAUGGCAGGUGAAAUUCUAUAGAUAUAUUUCAUUUCAUUUGCUUACCACAACUCAUAUAUACUAGAUCAUUUAGUUGACUAAAUACGUGUAUAUAGUUGAAAUGUAAAUGAAAGUUUAGUGUAGUAAGAUAGACAAAAAUGCAUACAUGAAAACAUUGAUUUUUACAAUAUCACUCAUAUGAGACAUCGCCAUUUUGGCAGUUCAAUGAAUAAAAAUGGCAUGCUAAGAAUUUAUUUCACCUGCCAAAAAAUUUUAGACUGGCGGGUCAUAUACCUCCUCUACUCCGAGCCCUGUCGAUUAUAUUUAUGUAUCGUAGCAAUUCAAACGUUAUGUUUGAUUUUUCUUCUAAGAUCAGUAUCGAAGCCAGAAGGACGGCUUUAUGGUGGGAGUGUUCGUGGUCAAUAUUCUAUGACAAAAGAAGAUCAAAUUGGUUUGAUAGUUGAUCAUACAUAUACUGUAAGUAUAAACGUUUAUUGUGUAGUGAGAUACUGAAGAAUACACAGUGAGAAAUUUUCCAUAUCUCAAGAUAUCGAUCACGUGACUUUUUUCAAUUUGCUUUUGAGCGUGAAAUUU